Messenger RNA from Colletotrichum fioriniae, 750 nucleotides. RefSeq lists its product as uncharacterized. Gene Ontology annotation, cellular component: plasma membrane. Lineage: Eukaryota; Fungi; Ascomycota; Sordariomycetes; Glomerellales; Glomerellaceae. The record is from RefSeq and is a predicted model, not a curated record.
AUGGAUCAUUCCUACGGGCAACAGACGGGAGGUUACAAUGUCGACCCGACGACAGGAUCCGAUGCGAGGACGGCACAGGACAUGAACACGCAUUACAGCCAGCCACAAGUCGUAUAUUCGUAUGUUGAGAAUGGUCUUCAUCCAGUGCCGGAGCCGGACAAGAUCGUAGGCGCGCCGUAUUAUCACCAAUACAAUCAAAUUCCAGGCAUGCCGAGCCAUCCCCAUGAACAAGCGGCAUCGAAAAGGAGGAUAUGCGGUAUGAGCUUGACGAUGUUCAUACUCUGGUGCAUACUGGGAUUCCUUCUUGCGCUGCUGGCCAUCGUCGCGGGUGUGUUUGGGAGCAUGCUCGCAAAGCAGAGCUCAGAAAUUCUAGACCUCAAGAACGUGGCCGCAACAAAAACAACCAAACCUGACACCAACGGCACUUCAACGACAGCAGCACCCGCCGCGACGACGACAUGGGUACAAGUAGUGGACUGGGAGUAUAUCGGCUGCUACGAGGACACCUCGAACCGCGUGUUCCCGGAUAAAUUCACGCAAAUUGACGACCAGACGAACCGGCUCUGCGCGGGUGUGUGCUCUGGGUACGAGUACUUUGGCACCGAGUUCGGUGACCAGUGUUAUUGUUCGCGGACGCCGCCGACGACGGCUGCGCCGGCGUGGAAUUGCGAUAUGCACUGCACUGGCGCGCAGACGUCGGAGAUUUGUGGGGGGUUCUUCUUUUUGAGUGCUUGGAAGAAGAAGGUCUGA